Molecule: messenger RNA, 1083 nt
Organism: Glarea lozoyensis ATCC 20868
Lineage: Eukaryota; Fungi; Ascomycota; Leotiomycetes; Helotiales; Helotiaceae
Product: Metallo-hydrolase/oxidoreductase
Exons: 3
Coding region: 1-1083 (360 amino acids)
Source: RefSeq, a predicted model, not a curated record
AUGGCGGACCAAUCAUUACCUCACCUAAUUCUCGACCCAACAGCUAACGAACCUCCCACCAGAGAUAACCCAACCCAUCCAUCAGCUCUCCCAGCUGCAAAAAGCGUGAAAACACACCCAACAAAGCUCAAUAGUACGGAGAAUGCCUCGAUUUAUUUCGUGGGGACCGCCACUACUAUUCUUGAGUGGGAAGGGAUACGUCUAAUGACUGAUCCCAACUUUUUACACGCUGGAGAUCAUGUUCAUCUUGGACCAGGAGUCACAGGAACACGGAAAACUAACCCAGCUCUGGACUUGCAUGAGUUGCCAAGAAUCGAUGUUGUGCUACUAAGUCACUAUCAUGCCGAUCAUUUCGACCAGGAAGUUGAAUCAUCUCUUCGCCGGUCUCUUCCAAUUAUCACGACUCCACAUGCAAAAUCACACCUCUCUGAGAAAGCAGAUGGAGAAGCUUUUACGUCAGUUUACGACCUUGAUACUUUUCAAAGCAUGUUUGUCGACAUCACACUUGGAGCAAAAGAUUCGCAAGCCAAUGUGUCGCAAAAGGGUCCAAAAAGUGCAGCGAUGAAAGUGACAGCAAUGCCGGGAAAACAUGUGCCCCCUGGUAUUCUUGGAACGCUGAAUGAUUUCCUGGGUGCUGUUCCGCCUACAAAUGGGUGGAUGCUUGAACUGGGGUAUUUGCCCUCUUCGAACGACGAUAGCUUUCAAUGCACGUAUCGUAUCUACAUUUCGGGUGACACACUUCUCGUGGAUGAGCUCAAAACUAUUCCCGAACGAUAUGCCGGUCAAAACAUCGACCUUAUGCUUAUCCAUCUAGGUGGAACUUCUAUUCCUGGACCUAAUGCACCUUUGUUGAUGGUGACGAUGGACGCGAAGCAAGGUGUCGAACUUUUGAGAUUGAUCAAUCCAGACCUAACGAUUCCUAUACAUUAUGAUGACUACGACGUAUUCCAGAGUCCGUUGUCUGAUUUCAUAAAGGAGAUAGAGCAAGCGGGGUUAAGCGAGAAGGUCGUUUAUCUUGACCGCCAGGAUCGAUACAGUUUCGAAGUCAAGGAUUAUCAAAGCAGCUUGAUGAUAAGGGCGUAG